Molecule: messenger RNA, 3527 nt
Organism: Scomber scombrus (Atlantic mackerel)
Lineage: Eukaryota; Metazoa; Chordata; Actinopteri; Scombriformes; Scombridae
Gene: prlra
Product: prolactin receptor a
Exons: 8
Coding region: 14-1963 (649 amino acids)
Biological process (GO): cytokine-mediated signaling pathway
Cellular component (GO): signaling receptor complex; external side of plasma membrane; membrane
Molecular function (GO): cytokine receptor activity; cytokine binding
Source: RefSeq, a predicted model, not a curated record
GCUUUGUGGUGCCAUGAUGAAGAAAGUCUUGGAAUUAAUCAUGCUGUUGUUGCUAGUCGUCACGCUGCAUGCUAGGGGAACACGCUACAGCCCACCAGGGAAGCCUGCACUGACCAGCUGUCGUUCUCCCGAAAAAGAGACCUUCACCUGCUGGUGGAAGCCAGGCUCUGAUGGAGGACUGCCCACGACUUACGCCCUGCACUAUCGCAAAGAAAACUCUGAUACAGUGUACGAGUGUCCCGACUACCACACAGCCGGAGAGAACUCCUGCUUCUUUAACAAGAACGACACAUCCAUCUGGGUCAACUACAACAUCACUGUGGUAGCCACCAACAAACUAGGCAGCACCUUCUCCGACCCCGUGGAUAUAGAUGUUGUCUACAUUGUCCAGCCUAAUCCUCCUGAGAAGGUGUCCGUGACUUUAAUGGAAGACAGAGGCAUGCCCUUCCUUCGGGUGUCAUGGGAACCGCCACGUAAGGCUGACACCCGUUCAGGUUGGAUCACUCUCAUUUACGAGAUCCGCAUCAAGUUGGAUGGAGAAAAUGACUGGGAGAUGCAUCCUGCAGGCCAGCAGAAGUUAUUUAACAUUUUUGGACUGCGGUCAGGUGGUACUUACCUCGUUCAGGUGCGCUGUAAGCCUGAUCAUGGCUUUUGGAGUGAAUGGAGUUCCACUUCCUACAUCCGCUUUCCUGACUAUUUCCAGCGGGAAAAGUCAGUGUGGAUCCUCAUAACGGUCUUUUCUGCCUGCAUAUUCCUCAUCCUCACAUGGUUGUUGCAUAUUAACAGCAACAGUCUGAAGCACUGUCUGCUUCCACCAGUCCCUGGUCCUAAAAUCAAAGGAUUUGAUAAACAGCUUCUCAAGGACGGCAAGUCAGAGGAGGUUUUCAAUGCACUGGUGGUGUCUGAUUUCCCCCCAACCACAUCAUCCAACUAUGAGGACUUGCUGGUGGAGUACUUAGAGGUGUACAUCCCUGAGGAGCAGGAGCUGAUGCUGGAGGAAACCAAGGAUCUUCAUGAUGGUUGCCUCAAAUCCGAGGGCUCAACAUCGGACAGUGACUCUGGCCGGGGCAGCUGCGACAGCCACACUCUGCUGAUGGAUAAGUGUGGAGAGGCAAAAGAGAAAAAGAGGCUAACAGAUCAGGAAAGCAGUCGACUGAGGACAGAGAAGCAGAGGCACCAGAAAGACUGGAAGGAAGAGGCACUUGCCUAUGCUCAUGAAGACAUGCUUAGCCCUGACAUGUCCAGUGGGAGGGUGAAGACCUGGCCUUCAGUGUUUUCUCCACUGCCCCAGUACAGCUCAAGCCCACUGGACCAACAGCGCUCACUUGAGAUGGCCAAACAGCACUGCGUUUCCGACAGCCUGUUCCCACCAGGCACCACAUCCUCCUACCUCACCCAACCUGGCCACAGCUCCAAGGAGGCUCUCGGACCCAGCUACUGGGAGUUCAGCUUGAGCACCAAGCAACCUCUCCAUCCCCAGAUGCAGGUCCGCCAGCAGCUCCAGGCCCACAGCGAUAUCAACAUCUCCAGCAUUGGCCGCAAACAGGCACCUGCUGGCCUGCUGUCGCCUGCUCUCCGCUCCACUGAGUACGUCGAAGUUCAGAAGGUCAAUGAGGAUAACACAGUGCUUCUCCAGCCUGUUGUGUCAGGCCGAGGCCAGCAUGAAGGCAACCUGCAGGUUUCUCAGGGAGAGGACUACAGCAAGGUGAAGAGUGUGGACGGUGACAACAUGCUGCUGCUCCAGAGAAAGGUGGAUGUAAUGGAAGAAGAGGUGGACAGGUGCCCUUGUGAGUACCAGGAGACACAUGGAGUGACAGAGAGCUGCUACACAUCGUCUAUCAUCACCACUACCCAGAAGCCUACAGUCUGUAUUCACACUGCAAUGCCGGCCCAGGAAGAAAGGGUCCUUGCUGCGAGUGGUUAUGUUGACACUGCCACCAUGUUCACAAUGCCCACACACUAGGUGCCCUGUAACUGACAGGUCUGGGACUUUUCAAGACCUGUUUUAGACUGGGACAAAAAACAAAAACACUAACUCUGUAUGACUCCUUCAGAAAUGGUUGCAAAGACAAUAUUUUGCUGUCAGAGUUACCACUAUUUAUUUUUUCAUCUUCUUCUCAUUUAAGAGAUGUAUUUUCACUGAACAGUGACACUCUAAUUUUGAGUAUCAAGAUUAAUUUGAUUGAAUGAGUCUGUUCAUUCAGCUUCCUAAACAGUAUGAUUAAUUGUAUAAAUUAUGUGGUACUAUGUGCUGUUAUUAUGAUUAAUCAUAUGUCUGUCAUGAAUCUUUUUUUCCAUCACAGACACAAGUUUCAUGUUAUGAAUAUUUUUUGAUAUUGCUAAUGAAAUAUAUUAAUGUAUACUGGUGUAAUAUCUGUUAAAUGAUUUAUGUAAAAUCAAAAUAGCAGAAAGCUCAAACAUCAAACAUUUUUUAUUUCGUUUCACUUUUUUGUAUGUACGUAUUUUCUCUGCUGCCUCUAGAAGUGGGAAUAUACUUAUCUAUUUUUCAUUCAGAGAUUAUUUUGUGUAUAUAAAGUCAUUACUGGUUUUAUCAGUUAAGUGGAAAUUAAAAAAAGAAAAAUCUACAAAGACAUUUUUUUGGAUGGCAAAGUAGUGUCAUGAUCAUUUGUACAUGAUGCCAUGUGCAAAACAACAAAACAAACCUUAACUAACUCCAUCUCUAUUGUAUAACAGUGAGAAAUUGCUGUGUUUUAUCUUUUUUUUUUUUUUUUUAGCAUGUAUAUCUAUCUAUGUAUAUCUUUAUAAUCAGUCAAUUGCCCAAAUAGGAAAAGUGGAAAGGCCACUCAAUUCUUUUUUGGAAAGCCAUAAAAUGGUGCUCAUAAUAAAUUUACAAUAUUGACUAAUGGGAUGUUGAUUUUUAUUUUUUUUUAUCACUGAAAUUCUAGUGUAAUUUUAAGUGUAUUGAUAAUUACGUGCCAGUUAUUACCUGUGUAUAUUCACAGGUAAACAAAGGGAAAACUGUGCAAGUACAAUGCAAACUCAAACAUUACAGUUGUUUUCUUUUGUUUAUGUAUAUUUAUAGUAAUACAUAUAAUAUAUAAUUAAGAUAAUAUAUAGCUACCCAAAUGAACAUUGACACAUGUUUUUCAUGCCAUAAUUAUUCCUGCUGAGAGAUCACUUUGUAGUUUACUUAAAGUGAUAGGGGACAAAAUCCAAAGCCCUAAAUAUGUACAUAAAAGUUAUUUGAAUUGAAGCCAAUUCGAGAGUUCACCUGUCCAAAUUGGUCAAAUCAAGUAAAUACCAUAAUCCAAAAACAUCAAAUAUAUGAUUUGUUAAGAUCCUUCUACUGCAGCUAAACUCUUUGUGGAGACACAAAGAAGGACUAAAUAAAUUGUAUUGUGGAAGAUAUAUAUUUGCCUGACCCAGGCGACUGAAUCCUCAUACCAUCUUCAGAUAAACUUUUAUCUUUUUAACCUUUAAGCACAUUUGGAUGGGAUCCUCUAAUAGUCACUAUGAAUUAAUGAUUACAGCGGGGCAAAAAAGGUUUCAAUGUUCAUUUGAGCACU